Molecule: messenger RNA, 1086 nt
Organism: Cryptococcus wingfieldii CBS 7118
Lineage: Eukaryota; Fungi; Basidiomycota; Tremellomycetes; Tremellales; Cryptococcaceae
Exons: 2
Coding region: 1-1086 (361 amino acids)
Source: RefSeq, a predicted model, not a curated record
AUGACAGACACAGACCCCAGCAGUCCCCAACGGCCCUCCGAAGACGUCAUGUACGUCCUCUUAGGACACGUCGGCGCCACCGCCAGCCCUUCCGCCCUCACCACCUUUCUGCUCGUCUCCCGCUACUUCCACAAGAGACUCAUUCCCUUCCUUUACGCAUCACCGACGCUUACCCAACGGAAUAACUUUGGCUUCUUUUACCCGCUCUACUAUGACGACCACAAGAUUGAUGACGUUGAUGACGAUGAGAGGGAACAAUGGUGGCAAGGAGACAUAGCGGACAAAAAGUCGGCAGUUGCGAGAAGGCUGGCUAUGCUGGGACAUGUGCAGUGUGUCAUCUUUGAGGAUUAUGCCACUGCAAGGGCUUGCAAUUCAGCGGUCUCUGCGUUUCUCGCGCAGGGUCUUGACAGCCCGCCCAUGAAAUGGUACGGGUACACAUCCAGCAGCCAAGACAACUCUUCUCCCGCCCGUCGCCACCUCUUCUAUGGCCGCGCUCACACCCUCAUACACCUCCCCGAUAGGUUUCUAUUUGGGUUAUCCUUGGAUGACGAGGACCAACGAGUCCAGACAUUUCAAUCGAUGCUGGGGCCAUUUGGGGUGUUGUCGAUUCAACAGCCAGUAGAUUUACCGGGACUGCAAUGGAUGUGCGUGCCAUUUUAUCUGGAACCAAUCUGCCGAAGGGCUGAGCCCCUCGUACUGGUAAUCGACGACUACGAUUACAUCGGCCUCGCCGAUAUACUGUCUCCCUCCCAACGCGGUAUUGCAAUGCGCCUCCGGGGCAGCACGGAUUCUCGGCCAAUUGCACAAACGGAUAAAGUCGUUGAGUUCUUGUCACAGCACAUGAGAAUCACGCGCGAGCCCCUCUUCUACAUCAUAUAUGGCUUUACGAUGGAUGAGGCGAGCUACGACCACUGUAACGGCGAACGAUUCAGUAACUUGAUCCUCAACCGUGCUUUUGCAGCAACCUCUCAAUCGCCUGAAAAGAGGAUCGUGAGGCUGGAGGUCAUAAUGCAAGGCCCUCAGUCGAAUGCUGCUACGGUGGAGAGGAUGAGGUAUGAUAUAUUCGAGCUGAUGAAGAAAGGUUGA